Aspergillus oryzae RIB40 is the source of this 1476-nucleotide messenger RNA. RefSeq names its product NAD-dependent succinate-semialdehyde dehydrogenase. Gene Ontology annotation, molecular function: succinate-semialdehyde dehydrogenase (NAD+) activity. The record is from RefSeq and is a predicted model, not a curated record. NCBI's taxonomy places the organism in Eukaryota, Fungi, Ascomycota, Eurotiomycetes, Eurotiales, Aspergillaceae. Bases 1 to 1476 code for a protein of 491 amino acids. The transcript is spliced from 3 exons.
AUGGCGACAGAGUAUAAACUACCGUUCGAGCUGAACGACCCAAGUCUGCUCCACUUUGACUCCUUCGUCGGCAACAGCUGGGUCCAGGCGAAGAAUCCCGGAACCGACAUUCCUUGGGCCAGCUGUCCGACCAAUAGUGCCGAGGACGUUCCAUCAGCUGUGGAAACCGCGCACGCCGCGUUCGAGCAAUACAAGAAAAGUAACCCCCGCCAGCGAGCACAAUGGCUCCUGAAAUGGGAUACGCUCAUCCGGGAAGCCAAGCCCGACCUCGCCAAGAUCCUCACACACGAGACGGGUAAGCCGCUGGCCGAGUCCUACGGAGAAAUCGACUACGCGACCGGUUUCACCUGGUGGUUCGCCGGCGAAGCUGAGCGCAUCCACGGCAGCAUCAGCGUGCCCUCGGCGCCAAACCGCCGGGUCUUCACGGUCAAGCAACCCAUUGGCGUGGCGGCCGCCUUAGUGCCCUGGAACUUUCCCAUCGCGAUGGUCCUGCGCAAGGCGGGCGCGGCGUUCGCCGCGGGUUGUACCAUGAUCGUGAAGCCGAGCCCCGAGACACCGCUGACAGCGCUGGUGUUGGCGCAUCUAGCGCAGAAAGCGGGUUUCCCGGCGGGCGUGUUUAAUGUGCUGACGACGGAUCUGGAGAAUACGCCGUCGUUGAGUGAGGCGUUGUGUAAGCAUCCGUUGGUGAAGAAGGUAACUUUCACAGGCUCUACGCGGGUCGGGAAAUUGAUUGCUUCGCACUGUGCGCAUGGACUGAAGAAGUUGACGUUGGAGCUGGGCGGGAACUGUCCGUUCCUGGUGUUUGAUGAUGCUAAUCUGGAUCAGGCGCUGGAUCAGCUCAUGGCGUUGAAGUGGCGGCAUGCUGGACAGGCGUGCAUCACAGCCAACCGGGUGUAUGUCCAGGCGGGCAUCUAUGAUCGCUUUGCACAGUUACUCAAGGAGCGUACGCAGAAGUUGGUCGUGGGUCAUGGUGCCAAAGAGGGCACGACGAUGGGCCCCGUGACCACUCCUCGGAGCAUUGACAAGGCACUCAGCCAGGUCGAAGAUGCCCGUCGACUUGGAGCCGACGUGAUUCUGGGAGGGAAUAAGGUCACGGAUACCAAGGGGUAUUUCUUUGAGCCCACGAUCCUGACGGGCAUGACCAAGGACAUGUUGGUGUCCCGGGAGGAGACCUUUGCGCCUAUCGCUGCCCUCUAUAAAUUUGAAACGGAGGAAGAGGCAGUGCAGCUGGCCAAUGACACUAGCAUGGGACUGGCCAGUUACGCGUUCACCAAGAAUAUUGAUCGCAUGUGGAGGUUACUAGAGAACUUGGAUGCUGGCAUGAUUGGCAUGAACACGGGUAACUCCUCAGCCGCGGAGUCUCCAUUUGGAGGCAUCAAGGAGUCCGGGUAUGGUAAGGAAAGUGGGAAGGAGGUUGCCGUGAAUGAGUAUCUGGUGACAAAGACGGGAACUCUUACGAUCGAGGGACAGUAUUAG